Caenorhabditis briggsae is the source of this 924-nucleotide messenger RNA. Lineage: Eukaryota; Metazoa; Nematoda; Chromadorea; Rhabditida; Rhabditidae. The record is from RefSeq and is a predicted model, not a curated record. Gene Ontology annotation, molecular function: glycine N-acyltransferase activity. The transcript has 5 exons. Gene Ontology annotation, cellular component: mitochondrion. Bases 1 to 924 code for a protein of 307 amino acids.
AUGUCGUCGGCCACUUUGAAAGCCUACACAACGCAGAAGGCGUUGAAAACUGUUGUGGAGAACUUCAGAAAGCCACGUCAGCUUUUCAUGUACCACCCAAUUCAAUUUGAGAUUAAUGGAACUUUCCCCACUACUAAAACUGCUCUAUUCUCUAAAAAUGUCAAUGGUACUACUUAUUGGAUGGCAAACAUGACAAAUGUUUAUGAGAGAGACCGUCAGAUUCUCACCCAUGAUGGAAAGUUUCGAGAGGAAGAUUUUCUGGCGGUUUUCGAUGAAUUCUGCAAACAGAAUGGGCUGUUCGCUGGCUCGAAUACCCCGUCCACAGUUGCAGAACGAUGUUAUACACAGGCGAAAAAAAGACAAUACAAUAUAUUGCAGAUCGAAAAGUACAUGAAGAAAAACAAGAUCGAGGCGCAGGUCAACAACAAAUCGUCCCACUUUUUUGCAAUGAACGAGAGUCAAAUGUUCAAAUACAGACACUACGAAGAUGGAUCACUUCCUGAUGGCUACUCAAUCAAUGUACCCGAAUCUGUAGAUGAUGUUUCCCAAAUUUUAGGAUCUUCAGUAGCUCCGAAUGCCAAACUUGUCGAAGAAAAACUCCGACGUUUCCCAUCGCUCUGCGUUCGGAAAGGAGACGAGUUGGCUGGAUUUAUCUCUUCUGAAACGCACGGAGCUCUAGCUCAUCUUCAUGUUUUCGAUAGUCACCGAGGAAAGAAUCUAGGAGAGAAAUUAGAAAUCGGAGCAGCCAAAAUGGCAAUUGAGAAUGGAAUCCGGCCAUGCAAAUUCAUCGACACCACGAACGAAUUCUUCUUAGAAAAGGCGAAAAAAUCGAAAAUGAUGGAUGUGGUUGAAUCGAAUGGAACUCCACUUGUCUUUGAUCAAAAUGUCUACUCGCCAGCAUCAAAUUAUGGUGCUUAUCAAUGA